Molecule: messenger RNA, 6159 nt
Organism: Apis mellifera (honey bee)
Lineage: Eukaryota; Metazoa; Arthropoda; Insecta; Hymenoptera; Apidae
Exons: 2
Coding region: 2637-3926 (429 amino acids)
Cellular component (GO): extracellular matrix
Source: RefSeq, a predicted model, not a curated record
AGGUGGAAAAGAUAUUCGCGGACGUAUAUUUUGAGGAGAACUCGUUCUCGAGGGAAAACCUUAGCUAACAACGAGGACAAAGGGGGAGGAGAAGGAGGAGAGGAAGGUGGCAAAGGAGGCGAAGAAGAAGAAAGGGGAAAAAAAACGAGGAGAAAAAGAGGCUGAAAGUUCUAUAACGUAUAGCGAGUUCUGCCGUGGAUUUCGCAUAAUACAGCCGGCAUUUCACGAACACGCUCAGCCAAUUUGUCGCGCCGUCAACUCGUGACUACGAAUAUAUCGAGAGAGACUGGACGUCUUUCCCUCCUUCUCCGUUCCCCAGCAAAGUUCGAACCCUACGCUCUCCCUUCCCCCCCCUUAUCCCUCUUUUCCAUUCUCGACGAGGAUUUCAUCCAAGUUUCUUAUUCCGAUCUAUUAUCCGCUUCGUGGCAACGAGACGACGCCGCUUGGCAAUACGUAAAAAUCAUUACGUCUGCGCGCUUAUUUACGGAAGAGAAAAAUAAAAAAAAGGGAGAGAAAGAAAGGAAAGAAAAUUUCUAUCUACUUUUUCUUCUUCCCUCUUAUCCCGAUACGCGCGAAUAUUUAUUUCUCCUCCCCGUUUCGAAACAGCUGCGUUUUCCACCACCCUAUUCUCCGAGGCAAACGUUUCGAUGCCGAACAGUCAACGCAGAGAGCAAAGUUGUCAAGCGCGCCGGCAUCCCUUGAAUAAUUGACGUCACCCUUGAAUAAUUGAGCAAACCUUUUAGCGGAUACAGCCUUAAACCCGGCUCAGUUUCCCGUAACGAGAGACGCAGGAAGGAAGGCAAAAGGGGAAGAAAAAAAUACGGAAUAGGGAACGCGGUUUGGACCCUGCCAAAGUGCAACGGCGAUAUCGCCACGCCUAGAAAAUUAGUUACGGAUAAAUACGUUAAUCGACUCGUUCGCAUCUUAUUUCGUUCGUUUCACCGAUCGCUUUCCACGCUCGAGUACUUUUCUUUAUAUAUGGAAAAAUGCACGUGGAACGAGUCUCUUUUCCAUCGACGUGUAUUUCCACGCGUUAAAAAGAGGGAUUGGGAGAGUAAACGACGGAUAAAAUUCCUCUUCUUACGUUCACCAAUACUCGUCUCUGAUCGAUGCGCAUUCUGAUUAAAAUUACGCUAUAUCGAGGAAUAUUAAAAGAGUAUAACGCGUCGUAUCAACGCGAAUCCAUCCGUCGUUCCAUACUACGAAUCAAUUGGAAGAAAACUUUCAUCACCUCCGUUCGAGAAUCACGAUUCAAAGUCCCAAGUGACGUAGCACGCUCGCCUCUCGUUUUUUUCCGUACUUGAAAACGGCGUCCUAUCUCGAGAGAGAGAAUAUAUAAAGUUCGAAGAAAUAAAACUCGGAUUCCCUCCUCUUUGCUCGAUGAUUUUCGGAAGAGGAAUAUUCACGAUUACGCGAUCCGAGUCGAGUGACUCGGACUAAAAACACGUUCGACGAGAGCAAAAACGAGAGAGAGAAUGAAGAGGAAAGGAGAUAGAGAGAGCAUCGGAAGGAAACGAAAACGUUGGCUCGAUAAUCAUUGGCGGAACGAGGCGCGUAGACGCGAGGAGACAAGCAUUUCGGGUGUGGUAAUCUUUUCUAUGGGCGGGGAGAGAGAGAGAGAGAGAGAUUGUGCGUCGGGAAUUGACCAAGAACAAUGAGACGGGAACAAAGGUCGGGACAGACAGGAAGGGACGCGAGGAGGAGAGAUCGGUUCGGGGGCGAGACGACGGUGAAACGCGCGAGCUGGUACCCGAGAAGAAAAAGGGGCACAAAGGUUUCGCUUUUAUCGGCCACGCACUACACGUGGGCCACACGGUCCCUUCUUUAUUCCUCCCCCCGCAUUCACCACGCACGCCCUUCCUUCACGGCUAAUCUCGCGUCCAAACUCCUUCACGAUUCUCAUCCCGCCUCUCUAUUCUUUAUAUAACGUCGAGAAAAAAAAAUUUCUGCUCGAAAUUAUUUCAACGCGUGCACUCGUUCGUUCGUUCGUUUAUUCUACGCGUAGAUCUGUAUCGAGAACGACUCGACGCAUGGAAUAAGGCGCGGAGCAACGUCGCAUUUUCCACGUAUCACUCUCGUUAUCGGGUGUUCGUUAAGAGAGAGAGAGGGAGAGAGAAAGAAAACGCGAUAACCUCGCGAAACCUCGUAUUUGCGCGGACGAUAUCUCGAUCGUGUCUAUGGUUGGUAGGAGGCAGGUAUGCGGUUGGCAUUUCGCCAUCGAUUGUUUAACAAACAAGGAGCCGCCGAGUGGCAUCGCGCGCGUCCCUCCUCCUCCUCUCCUUUCGCUCUUCCUUCUUCGCUCGAGUCUAUUAAUAAAAAACGGAGCGAGCCUUCCCCAACUUUUCCUCCCUUUUCUCUUUUCGAUUAACGAGCUGUUGCGACAAACAAUUUCUUCUCGGUUUAUCGAAACGUCGGAGAAAGAGACGACCCUUUCACCUUGGACGAGAAAGGCCCUUUCGAAAACUUUCGAAAGAAAAAGAAGAAGAGGAAGAAAGAAAAAUGGCGAUAAUCGGGCCGGUUAAUAGCUGGAGCUGGUGUUAACCACGGACGGGGACAAAAGGUUGAGCCCGCACACGAGCCGGAUAGUGGUGAGCAAUUGCUCGUCCGUGAUCCUGGCCAACUCGAGCCUCGCCUCGAUGGUCGGGCUCCGCGCGAUCGACCUGAUCAACGUGGCCAACCUGACCCUGGUCAGGCAGAGUUUCGAGCUCUCCCCCCAAAGCACGCGCACGUGGAUAUCGGUGAGGAACUGCAGCAUCGACACCAUGCCAAGUUUCGUGUUCCGGGGGGACGUGGAGGCGAUCAUCCUGGAGAACGUGAGGAUCGGCCAGUUGAGCGCGUUCUCGUUCGCCAAUCUCGUGCACACGGAGAAACUUAGGCUGGAGAAUUGCCGCAUCGAGAGCAUCGAGGCGCAAGCGUUCAAGAAGUUCGACGUGGGCCACUUGCGAGUGAUCGGUACUAGGUUCGGGGAUCAGGUGCCGAGCAGGACGAUGAACGACGUCGAGGUUUACCACACGUUCAUGUUGGACGGUGUGAGGAUGGGCACGGUGAGGAGCGAGGCGUUCAUCGUGAGAAGCCCGCGGACAGUGGCGAUACAGAAUUGCGUGGUGGAGAGUUUGGAGAGCGAGGCGUUCGACGUGACCGCGAGGGGGCCGGUGAUCGUGAAGAACAACACUUUCGGCAGCCUCUCCGUAGGCGCCUUCCUCGGCGUACGGGCGGACGCCGAAGCGAGGACGCAGCCCUCUCUCCACGACCUUAUCUUUAAGAAUAACAGCGUGGUCAACUUCGAGGAGGGCUCGAUCAUGUUCGACCGAAAUAGCUUUCGCCUCGAGCUCGACAACCUGUUGGUCGGCCGAUCGUGCGACUGUCGAAUGUUACCCGUAUGGAAGAACAAUAUCCUCAACUACACCAAUCUCUACGCCAGGUUUUACAAACAAAACACCGCCUCCUCCUCCUCCUCCUCUUUUUCUUCCUCCUCCUCCCUUUUGCUACCAGUCCUCGUAUCGAGCCAAGACACCCCGAUCAACGAAACCCCGGAGACGUUCCUCUGCUACGACGGCGAGACGUCGAACGGCGUGGCGAUCAGUUUCGUCGAGUACGAGACGCGACAUUGCUCCCUCGGCGGUUCCGUGCUGGUGUUCGUCCUCGUCAUCGCGGUCCUCCUCCUCCUAUCGAUCCUGAUCGCCUGCCUGAUCGUGUGGUGCUGCAGGAGGCGACGCAGAAACAGCAGGAAAAAGUGGAUCAGCGUGCCGAUGAACGCGCCCGACGUCGUGUCGAAAAAGAACGGGGUGAUCGGCAGGGAGGCGGCCGCCUCGGCCACGCCGGUCGACAGCCGGAUAACGAUGGUCGUGCCGGACGGGAGACUGUACAGGGAGACGGAGUUUCACGUGAUCGUGGAGAAGGCCGAACCGUUGACCACGGAAUUGUAACGAGAAGCGUGGAACGGCUCGACCAGCAGGCAGGCUGCCCGCUCGCCGAUGCCUCGAGUCGGCGAGCAACGAUACGAGCGGUGCAACGCUUCGAGCCGUUUUCGCGUCUACGAGCUGUGAACGAAUCGAUGUAACAUUCGACUAAGAGCGGACUACUCUCUCUCUCGAAAGAACUCGAGAAAAUUUCUCACCCAACGAUUAUCAACUCGCGUUGACGAAGAAACGGAACGGGAGGAGAUCUCGGAGCAUCUCGAGAUCUCUCUCUCUCUCUCUUGUUUUCAAUUUAAUUCUCCUAGUACAAGGCAGUUCGUAAGCUUCCAUUUACAUAUCAAGAACGAGCAUCGAUUAUCCAUCCAAUCCCCCUUUCCUCCUCUUUUCUUUUCGUCUUCUCUCCGCGUGGUCACGUACACUUGUAUGUAAUCGAAGAGUUUCCUUUUCGUUUCUCUUCGAGCAGGUCGCGUGGAUGGAUAAUCGAUGCGCGUUGUUAGUUAAGUUUAAGUUAAGCGUUAGUUAAGUAGCUUCCAAGAGGGGAAAAAAAAAGAAGAGGAAAGAGGGCCAGUGUCGUUUCGCGAAGAUCGGAGAUCGAAGCGAUACGAGAGAGGCGACGAAAGAAGAGGCGAGUACAAAGGGGAGUGAUCGAAACUGAUAACGGACUCGGUUGACGUCGCGUUCGAGAUUUUCUUAUCGGCGAUGAUCCGUCGAACAAGCGUCGGGAAAAUGCGAUGAUCGCACGUUCGAUCGGAAACCAGCGUGCCAUUCUUCCUCAGUGUAGCCAUUCGCUUCCGUUUGGAAAAAUGGGGGCGAGCGAAAGACGAAGCGCCGAAUUACUCGUCGAAGAAAAUUGUUCGAAGCGAAAAUUGUUCACUCCCUACACCGAGAAUCCCUGUAUUAUAUAUCCCUCCUUCUGAUCGCGUUUCUAAUCGUGCUUGUAAACACAAUAAAAAAAAAAACAGACAUAUUACCUGACACCCCUUGACAAUACGAGAUAAGAGGAAUAACGAAGAAUAUAUCUGCGAAAUUAUUAUUACCGAGCGAGUGGAGAAGGAUGAUGAACGAUAACGUAGAGAAGACUUCUUGUACACGAAUCCAUACGAAAUGAAACGUAUCCACGUUACACGCAAAAUUUGUAUUCCGUUCCCGAACCCGUUCGUGAGCGUGACAACAACUCGCGACACCCUUCUCGAGUGUUCACAAAACUCUUUUCUCCUUUAAUUUAUUGUAUUAUUUCACCACGAUUAUUUCAUGUUUAUUUAUGAGCUCUGGACUAUUGCCUAUAAUAAAUUGUUGUUACUGUUAUCAUUCCGAUCGGUAUCUAAUUUUGACAAAUGCGCAAACGGGGGAUUUUCCCCUCGACGAGGGUAAUCGAUUCGCCACGGGGGAAACCUCGUUCGCGUUUACGAAUUCGGCCGGUAAUCUCGAAAACGGGGGACGGGGAGAGGCUUCUCUCUCUCUCUCUCUCUUUCUCUGUCUAUCUUUCGGGGAGUAAUACGCGCAAUAGCGUUUAGCGUAAAACCGCAACCGACUGCCGCCACUCGAGUAUCGUUCCGCGCUUUCGAGCUGCUUACGGUGAUUAAUAGACCCGAUAUAAUUCGUCCUCCUCUCCGUUUCAUCAAGGUAAGCCAUCGAGAUAUUUUACCCGUCGAACGAACCGACGACGAUCCCAGUGAAAGGGAAGCUGAAAGGAAUUCGAGAAACGAGGAAACGUUGAGCAACAACGAGUAUGACGAUAGAUUCGAAGCUGUUUCUUUUUUUAUUUUUUAAAGUACAACGAAGAGAAAUACCGACCGCCUCGUACUCUCGCGUGUCGACCUAUCUCGCGCACGUGUUACCCAUGCAUUAUUGAUACACCCGCCAUUUCCUCUCCACGCAACGAGUCCCGCGCGGCAUCGUUUCGUUUUAUCCCCCCAAGAGCGGCGAACAGCGGAGAUCGAUCCUCCCGAGUUCGUUCGAGAUUGUUCAACGAUCUUCCCUCCGAACAUUUCAUCCGAGGCACGCCCGAUUAGAGAUCGAGCGUGAAAAAAAGUGGCGGAAGUGGGAAGUGGCUGCGAUAUUUCGUCUAACGGAAUCUCGCGUGUUCGCGCGAGACGCGUCUACGAUUAUCGUGCGUCGGAAAAUUAAGCAUUUCUAAGGACGUUUUAGUUGUAAUUAUCGUCAGACUGUGAUAUAACGACAGCCGAUUGUAUAAUUUAUUUUACAUCGAAAGAGACUUCGUACCGUCGAGAUAAUAAAAAAA